GAGGUAAAGUUGAAUUAGUCAUUUGCAUUUCUAACCCCAUAUUCGCAUAGAAAUAGAUUCAUAAACCCACUAUUACACAAUAUGAGUGAUUUAGGUUUUGAUCCUACAUUGAAAAAGAAGAAGAAGUCCAAGAAGCCGGCUGAAGAUUCGGCAUCUGCAUCACCUGCACCAUCUACUGAUGCUGGUGUUGAAGAUAUGUUUGCAGGAUUAAAGAAAAAGAAGAAGUCAAGUAGUAAAAAGCUUGCUGAUGAUUUAUUGGAUUCUGCAUCUAAAUCUCCUAGUGUUGAAGAUUUAUCUGAUUCUUUAGGAGAUUUAACUUUAAAGAAGAAAAAGAAGAAGUCAAAGACUACUGUAGAUACUACUGAUUUUGAAGCACAAUUAGAAGAAGCUGGUGUUGAAGAUAUUAGUACAAAUGGAGAAGAAGCUGAAGAAGAAAAAGAAAUUGUAUCCGGCUUAUCAUAUCAAACAUUAUUAUCUCGUUUUUUUGAUCUUUUAAAAGUAAAUAAUCCAGAAUUAGCUGGUGAUAGAUCAGGACCAAAAUUCAGAAUUCCUCCACCAUUAUGUCAAAGAGAUGGUUCAAAAAAGACUAUAUUUGCCAAUGUUCAAGAAAUUGCUACCGUAUUACAAAGAAAUCCCGAACAUUUAAUUCAAUUCUUAUUUGCUGAAUUGGGUACUUCUGGUUCUAUUGAUGGUGAAAAGAGAUUGGUUUUAAAGGGUAAAUUUCAACCUAAACAAAUGGAAUCAGUUUUAAGAAGAUAUAUUCUUGAAUAUGUUACUUGUAAAACUUGUAAAUCCAUGAAUACUGAAUUAAAGAGAGAAUCUGCUAAUAGAUUACAUUUCUUAAGUUGUAAAGCCUGUGGUUCUACAAGAUCUGUAUCUUCUAUUAAGACUGGUUUCCAAGCUCAAAUUGGAAGAAGAAGAAGAACAGAAUAAUUACGUUAAUAAUGCCCCAUCAUUUCAAACUUACAUAGUAUUAUUCAUAUUAUUAUUUAAAUCACUUUCUACC
Molecule: messenger RNA, 1006 nt
Organism: Scheffersomyces amazonensis
Lineage: Eukaryota; Fungi; Ascomycota; Pichiomycetes; Serinales; Debaryomycetaceae
Gene: SUI3
Product: translation initiation factor eIF2 subunit beta
Exons: 1
Coding region: 82-933 (283 amino acids)
Biological process (GO): formation of cytoplasmic translation initiation complex; translational initiation; formation of translation preinitiation complex
Cellular component (GO): eukaryotic translation initiation factor 2 complex
Molecular function (GO): mRNA binding; translation initiation factor binding; translation initiation factor activity
Source: RefSeq, a predicted model, not a curated record